CACAGACAGACUGAGGAGGAGAGCUGUAUGAAUGGACGGAGGACACGGAGGCAGGAGAAGAGCCCUGUUACCUAACUAAAGCCAGAGAGAACAACAGUCAGUCCUGCUGAAGGAUUAGCUCCUGCUCCGUGCUAUCAUGGCCCUGCCCUUUGUGGUGGUGUUGCCCCUGCUGAUAGUUGUGGCAGCGGGGGUGUACUACAUCUACAAUGAGGUCAUACGGUUCAUGUCCAAGUCCUUGGUGCGAAACAAAGUGGUGGUGAUCACGGACGCUGUGUCCGGGGUGGGGACUGAGUGUGCCCAUCUCUUCCAUAAGGGCGGUGCCAGGCUGAUCCUGGGUGGGACUAACUGGGAUAAACUGGAGUCUCUGUUCGACUCUCUGACCAGUGACGCUGACCCCAGAGAGACUUUUGCCCCCAAACUGGUGAUCCUGGACUUCAGUGACAUGGACAGCAUGGAGGACGUGGUGUCCGAGGUGCUGGAGUGUUACGGCUGCGUGGACGUGCUGAUCUGUAACAGCAGCAUGAAGCUGAAGGCGCCCAUACAGAGCGUCUCCCUGGAAAUGGACAGAAACAUCAUGGACGUCAACUACUUCGGCCCCAGCGCUUUGGCCAAAGGUGUUCUUCCGACAAUGAUCUCAAGAAGGUCGGGGCACAUUUUGCUGGUGAACAGCAUCCAGGGCCGACUGGCCGUCCCCUUCAGAAGCUCAUACGCGGCGUCGAAGCACGCGGCGCAGGCCUUCUUCGACUGCCUGCGGGCUGAAGUGGAGGAGUAUGGGAUUGUUGUCAGCACCAUCAGUCACACCUUCAUCGACGCCUCCCACCAGCCCCUGGCUGCUGGAGAGCCCGCCCCCAAGCCAAACGCCCUGGCUGCAUUUAUCGCCAGUCAGCUGACCCACGGUGUGCGCCCGUCCGUCCUGGCCAAUGAGAUUCUGCAGACGGUGAACAGAAAGAGGAAGGAGGUUGUGCUGGCCCACCCCAUCCCCAGAGUGGCUCUCUGCCUCCGCUCCUUCUGCCCCCCCUUCCUGUUCGCUGUGCUGGCUGCUGGAGUGAAGGACUCGGUGCUGGCCGAGCAGAUGUAGGAGAGAAGCUGGAAGUUUAGAGGGAAUCAGACAGACGUGAAAUAAAGCACGAGAUGAUUGGAAAUAUUAGAUCUGUGAUAGUGUUUGACAAAGUUGGACGACCCUCAGGGAGCCUGAAGCCUCCUGGUUCAACAUGUGGCAGUUUGUUUAUGGCAAUUUAAUUAAUAAUUGAAUAUUCGUCUGUUAAUACUGAUCAAUAAUAACCACUAAAGUGAAAAUUUUCAACUGUGGCUUUAUAACUUUUACUUGAAAAUAAAGAAUCUCAUUAUUUCUUCUUAUGGACGAGAACAGAACAAAACUCUGACUAUUCUAAAGGUAGAUUUUAAUCAGUCAGAGAGUCAGUCUGAAUGUAUUCUAUAUUCUAUUAUUAUUAUCAUUACCAAUAAUA
Seriola dumerili (greater amberjack) is the source of this 1466-nucleotide messenger RNA. RefSeq names its product dehydrogenase/reductase SDR family member 7C-A-like (gene dhrs7cb). The coding region runs from base 137 to 1078 and encodes 313 amino acids. Gene Ontology annotation, cellular component: sarcoplasmic reticulum membrane. Gene Ontology annotation, biological process: regulation of release of sequestered calcium ion into cytosol by sarcoplasmic reticulum. Gene Ontology annotation, molecular function: all-trans-retinol dehydrogenase (NAD+) activity. The transcript has 7 exons. NCBI's taxonomy places the organism in Eukaryota, Metazoa, Chordata, Actinopteri, Carangiformes, Carangidae. The record is from RefSeq and is a predicted model, not a curated record.